ACGAUUUAAAACUAUCUAAAAAUGAUUAAAAUAUAUGAAUAAUCUCAAUUCAUUUCUAAAUCAGAACUAUUAUAUAAUAAAUACUAACAAAGUAGUAGUAGUAGUAGUUUCAUAGUAAGGGUUCGUCUGAGAUAGAUUGUAAAUUUAUCAUUUAUGGAUUUGAUUUCCAUUAGAAAUUAAGUUGUUGGUGUCUGGCGAGACGAAGACACGCCUAUGUUUUAACUUCAUUAAAACAUUCGAAACCAAACUAAUUGUCUUAACUGACUCAAUAAAAACCAGUUACCUUUGGCACAUACAACCGUAAUAUCCCGAUUUCUGGUAUAUGUGAAAAGACUUAACAAAAUUAAUGUGGCUACUUAUAUCACUAAAGUGCAUUUACAUUUUCGGUCGCACAUCCGUUUAGAACUCCAAGAUUAAGCGUGCUUGAAUUGAAGUACUGAAAAUAUGGAUGACCUAUCAGAAAAUGAUUCGCGAUAUCGUGCGAGUGAGGCCAAAGCGCAAAAAAGUCGUGUAUUGAUUGCAAAGUCAGUAAACAAGAUUUUUGAGGUUCCGAAAAUUAACGCACGUUCUGUCAGACUAAAUAAGGUCCAUGGACCGAGAGCGCGGGCAUGGGAGGCCCAUUAACCAUGAACUGUCGGGCAUUAUAAGUGAUAUCAAAACCGAAUAUAGUGUGACAUUGGUUACAAAACUGAUAAUUAAAUAAUAUACAAUAGAUUGGUUUUAUGUGUUUUGUUAAAGAACAAUAGAUUGGUUUUAAAUCUGAUUUAGUUUGGUUAUGUAAAUUAUAUAUUAAUUACUGAUUUGAUAAAAAAAAUAUCAUAUAGCAGAAUAUAGAAAUGAAAGAAAAAUUUAUUAAAAAGUUUCUUACCUAAAUGACAAAAGUUUGACCAUAUAUUUUUUUUACCAGAGAAAAGGUUACUAGUUUUACUAUAUAAACACCAUCUCCCCUCUUAUGCUACACACACAUCUCUUCUGUCUUCUUCUUUUCCUGCUAGCUUCCUUUGGAUAAAAAAGGAGAAAUGAAUGCUUUUGAUGGAACCUACAGAGGAGUGAGGACGUGUUGGGCUGCACCGUCUAGUCCUAGCCCUAGAUCGCUACUAGCAAUGCUGAAUCAAGGCGACAACAAUGAUGUUGUGGAUCAGAUCAACGAGAUCUUCCCUCAAACUAAUCAUCAGCCUGAACAAAGAUCCAGUCUCCGCGAGAGAGUAGCCGCACGAGUUGAAUUCAAUCUUCCACCGCUCGAGACACAGAACAACCGUCCAUUUGCUGCUUUCUUCAGGAACCCGUCGACCACCGUUCCUUCUCCUCUCGUCCUAAUCUCUCCAGGAUUCAGCCCAUCUGCUAUGUUGCAAUUUCCAAACAUGUUCAUUGAUCCUUCACACAUGAUCCUUCCGUCUCCAGUCGCCAAUGGCGGGCCUCCAGAGGCGGUUGAAAGUUCUGGUGCCGACCAUGCAACGAUGAUGAUAUCCAACAACGAUCCGAUGCACGUUGCUCUGCCUCCUCAACAAGUCGCUGCUUUUGGAUCUGGUCCAACCGUUAACGAAACCGACCUCAUCAACAUGGAAAUCGAUAGGAAGAACGAGGACGAAGAGGAAUACAAGGAAGAUGAAGACGAAGAACACAACAUUGUUGAUGAGCUAGAUGCUGAGCCUUCAUCUCCAAAGAGAAGGAAGUUUGGGGAAUCAACCAUGAUUGGAGCUACAAGAUCAUGUAAGAGCCAAAGAGUUAUCAUUCAAAUGGAAACUGAAGAAAACAAUCCUGACGAUGGUUUUCGCUGGAGAAAAUACGGUCAGAAAGUUGUCAAAGGGAACCCAAAUCCAAGAAGCUACUACAAAUGCACAUACACUGCGUGCGAUGUGAAGAAGCAUGUGGAGAGAGGAGCAGAAGAUGUCAAGUUUCUAUUGGUUACAUACGAUGGGAUACACGAGCACGAUCCACCAGCUGCACGUGGUAGCAGUUCUUCCGGUCUAAAGGGCCAGUACAGUUCAUCAGUGUCUCAAGACCAUAACAAUCACCGAACCGUGCCGCCUUCUUCCUCUUCGGCCUCUGAAGCCCUUAGGCUUUUCCCUUCUUCUUUGGACCCACCAGUGGAUAUGACACAGUUCUAUAUGACUGGACUCGCUAAGCUGCCGAGUUUACCGGUUAACCAGAACCAUGGUUUGAUGAACUGGAAUGUUGAACCAGAGAUUGAUCGUGUGAUACCGGACGGUACAGAGGUAUUCAAAGGGAUCAGGGAUCGACUUAAUCUCAACUUUGGUCUCAACCUUUAG
Messenger RNA from Brassica napus (rape), 2270 nucleotides. Its product is annotated as probable WRKY transcription factor 10. Bases 1020 to 2270 code for a protein of 416 amino acids. The transcript is spliced from 6 exons. The record is from RefSeq and is a predicted model, not a curated record. Gene Ontology annotation, molecular function: sequence-specific DNA binding; DNA-binding transcription factor activity. Gene Ontology annotation, biological process: regulation of DNA-templated transcription. Lineage: Eukaryota; Viridiplantae; Streptophyta; Magnoliopsida; Brassicales; Brassicaceae.